Molecule: messenger RNA, 438 nt
Organism: Lactuca saligna
Lineage: Eukaryota; Viridiplantae; Streptophyta; Magnoliopsida; Asterales; Asteraceae
Source: the annotation of a GenBank genome assembly
AUGUUUGGUUUCAUUCAUACUCCCAUACUCAAACCAUUCGAUCAAACACAAAUGGAGAAUAGUGCAUAUAACAUGACGUUAAUGAUGGUGGGUUGUGUUGGGUUGUUGUUAAUGCUAUCAAAACAAGGGUCAGCCGAGCAACAUGUGGUUGGAGGGAAACAAGGGUGGGACGAAUCGACUGAUUUUGACUCCUGGGCUUCGGGUCAAACAUUCAAGGUUGGCGAUACGCUCGUGUUCAAGUACAGUCCAAUGCAUAGCGUUGCAGAGCUGGGCAGCGAGAGCGAAUACAAGAAGUGCGAUGUGGGAUCCGCUACGAAUUCCAUGAGCGACGGCAACAGUGUGGUGAAGUUAACAAAGGAGGGUACAAGAUACUUUGCAUGUGGUACAGCCGGACAUUGCGAUAGCGGGAUGAAGGAUCGUUUGCUUUCAUGUUGGUGA